AUGCACAGAGCCCGCGCCACGGCUGGCCGUCAAGACGAGCCAGCCUACUUGCGUAGUGAGACUCUCCGACUCCUAAAAGAGCAAGAGACGCCAACUGGUGGCUCCACCACCACUCUGUCGAGCCACCCGAAUCCAAGUGGCCUUCCAGUAUGCUUCAUCUGCACCCGACCAAUUUUGGGAGUUAUGGCUAGAGCCGCCGGCAAGAACCUUCACGGAGACUGUCUGUCGUGUGCCACGUGCGGAAAUUCGUUGAGAAAUGUUGGACACCAUUUUAUUGAGGACAAAUUCUACUGCGACAUCCAUGGCACCCAGAGAAAGGCCGGCGGACGGCCAGGCAUGGACCCCAAUAUUUUUGUCAAAUCGUCCCCAACAGCCGCCCAACCUGUGCACCUCCAAGACAGCCCCCGUGCCGCCUACCAUCCACAAAUCAACCGUCCACUUUCUGUGUCUCCAGCACCAUCUGCUGGCAGCAAAACGGUCACCACUCACUAUCACACACCAAAGACUCAGGGCAUUUUAAGCCCAGCUCAACGUGGUGUCCCAAACGCCGCCUUUGGCGCCGACCUCUCCAAAACUGUGUCCUAUGGCGCUGGAGGCGUGGGACCAGGAGGUACCCACUACGACCCGAACCGUUUGUCCCCUGCACCAUCCCAGUUCUCUCAGACGUCUAGAACCCAACAGGCGCCUCCACCGGUCCCAUCGAAUCCACCACCCGGUCAUGACACCUCUCGUGUCCCCGACUCCGUCAGAUCCGCCGUUUCACCACGUCGGAGUGGGCGUGUCCCACGUGGCCAUCAGUGGCCACCCCCACAGGCUCCGCCCACCAAUCGAUAUUGGCAAAUCGAUCCGGCGGAGGCGUUGAAAAAAGAAAAAUUAAAUUACGGGGAGGAUUUGGCAGCAUUGAUAAGAGAAGUGGAGCAAACUAAGGAAAAAGAGCCCCCGAAAAAAAUUAUAACCAAUAAAAAAGGGGCGGGUCGUAAUAACGCAAGAAGAGCAUCGAAUAUUAGUAAGGAGCAAGUCAAAGAGGCGUUCGAAGAGCACAGAAAGAAGGCCGAGCUUAAAAAAGAGGCGGAGCUUAAAAUCGAGCCGCCCAAAAUCCAAGACGGUAUACACUGGACCGUAAUCCAUAGUCCACGGUCGCCGAGCCCGGCGAAAGUGACGUCAGAGGCGGUCGAGGAGGCGAAUGGCGUGGUCAAACCGAUUCCGAGCUAUGCUACGCCAAAACCAAUCGCCAUUUCGAAAACGUCGAGUCCAAAACCGUUUCGGUCAGGGGAGGCGGUCGAGAAGCCGCAUUACUCGUCGGUGGGGUUGACCGCGGAUCGCUCGACCAAUUUAGACCGCCCCGACCGCCAAGACCGCGUAGACCGUCAGCAGGAUCGCUCGACCAACCUUAACCCGUCGAAUCACCAGGAUCGUGUGGACCAAACCGACCGUCCGGAGGAUCGUGUCUACCACACCGACCGCGCCGACCGCCAAGACCGUCAGCAAGAUCGUUCGACCAAUCUUGACCGCCCCGACCGCGCUGACCAUCUCGACCGUUUAGACCGUAAGCAAGACAACCUCGACCAUCUCGACCGCGCCGACCGCCAAGAGAGUCUCGCUCAUCAGCAAAAUGUUUCGACCAACCUAGACCGUCUGGACAUUCAGCAGGAUCGCCCGACCAAUCUAGACCGUCAGCAAGACCACUCCUACCACCUCGACCGCGCCGACCGCCUAGACCGUCAGCAGAGUCGUGUAGAGCAUCUAGACCGCGUCGACCGCACCGACCGCGCCGACCGUCAGCAAGAUCACUCGGCCAAUCUAGGCCGCGUCGACCGCCAGGAACGUUUAGACCUUACCGACCGUGAGGAUCGCCCUGACCGCCAACAAAAUCGUUCGACCAACCUUGACCGCCCCGACCGCCUCGACCGCCCUCCGCCCACCAUCGCCGCACCAAUCCCUCUCCCACGCUCCCCUCAGCACUCCCCUCUACAACAAUCCUCCUACAUCGUGCGUGCCUCCGACGCCAAUAUCACCACCUCCACCAAUCUCCAAACUACCGUAACCCGACAGUACACCGGACUAGCUCCACCCCAUCCAGACACCAUCGAUCAGAGCACCUCGCCGAUUCCAACGAUCCGGUUGAAUCGGAAAACGGUGCCUACUGUAGCAAUAAAUAAUGUUGCGACGUCGCCCGUAGAUCAUAACAAGUUAAUGGAUCAAGUGGGGAGACCGUCCCCUAGACCGUGGGUACCAAGUCCAGGAGUGAAAAUUCAUGAGCCAAAUGAGCCUUUUCGUGCCGAGACCACUUUAGGCUCCGCCCACAGUCAAGGGGUGAGAAAGGACCCAAAACACUUCAAAAAAGUGGAUUUCUCGAAAACCAGUCCUACAGUAAUCCCGGAAUGGAAAGAUUCCGCAGAUAUCAUCGAUGAAUCAGAUAUACUCACGGAAUGUUCAAAGGAAGAUGACAGUUUUCUUAAAGCGGCCACUUAUGAUGGUGAUGAGUCUGAAAUGAUUGAUAAUGAAGAUAUUGAUAUCGAGGAGGAGAUUCUGGAAGGUCUGGAAGGGGCGGAGCCUCUGAAAAUGAUUCGAGUCGUUGGGAAGGGGGAAGGAGGGGAGGCGGAGAAACAGUGGAGACAGCGAGCUAUGGAAUUGUUGGAUGACGAUGCGCAGACUGAAAGGGAUUUGAUGAUUGUGGCGGCGUUGAAUGAGAGAUUGCAAGGCCUUCGAGAAAUGGAAGACGACGAUCGUGUCCGUGCAAUCGAGUGCAUCGCCCGCCACCAAAGUGAGCUGGAGCAAACGCAAACCCAGCUGAGCACCCUACUCGAGUCCGCUAUUGUCUAUCUUCAAAAUUUGCGUCCGGCUGAAGACCCGCUUCUAGACACCCCCUCGUCCCCUAGUAUAGCUGGCGAUCGGGUUAUGGAGCUGCGGAAAAAAGUGUUGGAGGACUUGGAGCAACUUCCGAUCCUUGGCUCCGCGGCGCCACCGCCACCUCCAGAGCGCAAGGUUUUCCCAUUUCAAUCUUAUCAACCGUCUGAGAGGAGUACUGUAGGUUCUACCGAGCCCGUCACGCAGAGUUUGCAUGAUGUGCUUGAUGAGUUCUACUCGAUUCGGCGAAAACCAUCCGGUGUCACAGAUACUGCUGAGGACUCGCGGAACUUCUUGGCCGCCCGUCUUGGACAAGUCAUGAUUGAUGAUGAUGGAAAACAGGGCUCCUCCAACUACUCGAAGACGAGUUUCGAGCGAACGACCACCGAGAACCGUCCCCAGGGGGGCCUAGACCGUGCCGCCGGUGACUUCCGUGGUACCGGACAUCUGACGACAACGACUACGACGACUCAACAACAAAAUGGUGGACGUAUACCGUAUUGUGAGGCGUGUAAGAAUCAGAUUCGCGGCGCCUUCGUCCUCGCCACCGGAAAAUCUUGGUGCCCAGAGCACUUUGUCUGCGCCAACUCGUCGUGCCGUCGCCGUCUCCUCGAGUGCGGAUUCGUCGAGGAAGACGGUCAAAAAUUCUGUGAAUCGUGUUUCGAGCAACACAUCGCGCCUCGCUGCGCCAAAUGCUCCAAACCGAUCAUCUCGGACUGUCUGAAUGCUCUUCAGAAGAAAUGGCAUCCGACGUGUUUCACGUGUGCUCAUUGUCAGAAGCCGUUCGGGAACAGUGCGUUCUAUUUGGAGCAGGGACUACCGUACUGCGAGCAAGACUGGAACGCGUUGUUCACCACGAAGUGCGUCAGUUGCCGCUAUCCGAUUGAGGCGGGAGAUCGAUGGGUCGAGGCGUUGGGAAAUGCGUUCCAUUCGAAUUGUUUCACGUGUGCGCGCUGCAACCACAACUUGGAAGGCGAGAGCUUCUUCGCCAAAAAUGGACAACCAUUCUGCCGACUUCACGCUUAG
Molecule: messenger RNA, 3873 nt
Organism: Caenorhabditis remanei
Lineage: Eukaryota; Metazoa; Nematoda; Chromadorea; Rhabditida; Rhabditidae
Exons: 11
Coding region: 1-3873 (1290 amino acids)
Biological process (GO): muscle structure development; actin cytoskeleton organization
Cellular component (GO): filamentous actin; stress fiber; Z disc
Molecular function (GO): muscle alpha-actinin binding; actin binding
Source: RefSeq, a predicted model, not a curated record